AUGUCUCCCGAGAACAACCAAAACCCUCCACGAGGAACAUCUCAGCCUUCGGAAGACGACGAAUAUGGUCCAUAUCCCACCUCUACCUACCCUCAUUACAGUAGCGUCCGGUCUAUUCCGGUACCCACGUCACAGCGAGACGAGGACGGCGGCUCGGAGGAGCCAUCCGCCGGUAUGACCUCCUCGGGCGUGGCCCUUUCUCCGCUCGAAAAAUGGGCUGUCAACGCUUCUCCUUCUCAAUUCAACGCUCUGGCUGGUGCCAUUGGUGGUUUUACCUCGGGCGUCGUCACAUGCCCGCUCGACGUCAUCAAGACUAAGCUCCAGGCGCAAGGUGGUUUCAAUCCAGUCUCUAAGGGCAGACAUGUAGGACACCCCAAGCUCUAUGACGGGCUUACCGGAACCGCCCGAGUCAUUUGGCGCGACGAAGGCAUCAGGGGCAUGUAUAGGGGGCUAGGUCCUAUCGUGCUUGGGUACCUGCCGACAUGGGCAGUCUGGUUUACCGUCUACAACAACAGCAAAGACUGGCUAAGGCAUCGUCAUGAAAACCCGUUCGUAAUCAGUUUUUGGUCUUCUAUCAUAGCUGGGGCUAGCAGCACGAUUGUGACGAACCCAAUAUGGGUCAUCAAGACGCGGCUGAUGUCGCAAAGUGUUGCGCACCGUACAGGCCAGCACUAUACGCAGUUUCCGAAGUCGGGGAACACGCCGACGUCCAGGCCGACGCUCUCUACGCCGUGGCAUUACAACUCCACACUCGACGCCGCUCGCAAGAUGUAUACAUCAGAAGGCAUUCUAUCCUUCUACUCGGGCCUCACGCCCGCCUUGCUUGGUCUCACCCACGUUGCAGUCCAGUUUCCCGCUUAUGAGUUCCUGAAAACUCAGUUCACGGGACAAGGAAUGGGUGCCCCCCUGAAUGGAGAGAGUCCCUCGUCGCACUGGAUCGGUGUCCUCUCGGCUUCGAUUCUCUCCAAGAUCCUGGCAAGCAGCGCCACCUAUCCUCACGAAGUUGUCCGAACGCGACUGCAGACACAGCGGCGACCAGUCGCGGGAGCAGAAUAUCUUCAAGGCCUCGGCAUCAAAAUCUCCAGCUCGGCGACGCCGGAGGAGGUGGCCGCGCAUCAGAAACAAGUGCAACCCCCUGCGCCAAAGUACCGCGGUGUCGUUAUGACCUUCCGCACAAUCCUCGCCGAAGAAGGCUGGAGAGCUUUUUAUGCUGGCAUGGGGACGAACAUGAUGCGCGCGGUACCGGCAGCAACGGUCACGAUGUUGACAUAUGAGUUCUUUAUGGAACAGUUUAAUCACAUCAAGGCGGAAGGGCGGAGGAAGCUGGGCCACGAGGAUGUGCCGCUUAAUGCAAGCCUGUAA
This is a messenger RNA of Verticillium nonalfalfae, 1362 nucleotides long. RefSeq lists its product as uncharacterized. Gene Ontology annotation, biological process: pyrimidine nucleotide import into mitochondrion. Gene Ontology annotation, cellular component: mitochondrion. Lineage: Eukaryota; Fungi; Ascomycota; Sordariomycetes; Glomerellales; Plectosphaerellaceae. The record is from RefSeq and is a predicted model, not a curated record. Gene Ontology annotation, molecular function: pyrimidine nucleotide transmembrane transporter activity. The transcript is spliced from 2 exons. Bases 1 to 1362 code for a protein of 453 amino acids.